UUAACAGACAAUACUACAAUAGACAUACUAACUAGUAAAGUAGUAACUGCUAAGUGUUAAAUCUAACAAAGUACUCGUCAAAUAUUAAACUAAUCUUGUUGCCGUCACCAUCAUUGCAGGAUAAAUUUUUUAUUAAGUAUUAUUASUAUUGUUAUUAAUUGUUUAGUGGUACACAUUAACUUCAGUGAAAUGAACUCUAAAGUUGUUUGAACUAUUAUUUCUCCAUCACCGUUUCUCAAUUUUUUUUCGAAAAUGAGUAUUAUAUUUAAUAGAUUGAACAAGUCUGUUGCACAUUACUUUAAGUUCACAGCAYUAUACUCAACUCAAACACAUUUUGGUUUUCAAACAGUCGACCAAGCUGAAAAAUCGAAAAAAGUGCAUCAAGUUUUUAAAAGUGUUGCGGAUUCAUAUGAUGCUAUGAAUGAUGUUAUGAGCUGUGGUGUACAUAGAUUAUGGAAAGACGAAUUGAUGAGAACAUUGGAUCCAAGUCCACGUACACGACUAUUAGAUGUUGCUGGUGGAACAGGAGAUAUUGCUUUCAGAUAUUUAAAAUAUAUAUCAGAUAUGAAAGGAGAUGGGCAUGUGACAAUUGCUGACAUUAAUGGUUCAAUGCUGGAGGAAGGAAAAAAAAGGGCAUUAAAUUUGGAGUUAAAUCAAGACAAUGUCUCRUGGAUAGAAUGUGAUGCAGAGAACUUACCAAUGGAAUCAGAUUCUUAUUCUGCUUAUACAAUAGCAUUUGGUAUUCGAAACGUAACACACAUCGAUAAAGCUUUAGAUGAAGCCUACAGAGUACUUGAACCCGGAGGUAGAUUUCUAUGUCUAGAAUUUAGCCAAGUCAAUCCAGCAGCUUUAAGAUGGUUCUACGAUCAAUAUUCAUUCAACGUAAUCCCUGUUAUGGGCCAUAUAGUUGCUGGUCAGUGGAAACCUUACCAAUACUUAGUGGAAAGCAUUAGGAAAUUUCCAUGUCAGGAAGAUUUCAAAUAUAUGAUUGAGUCAGCAGGCUUCAGAUGUGUCAGUUACACAAACUUAACAUUUGGUGUUGUAGCAAUUCACUCAGGGUUCAAAUUAUAAAACUUACAAUCAAUUCAAAUCAAAAACAAUAUUGAAAUAAUUAAUUAUGAUACUAUAAUUAAGUGAGAAUAUAGAACUGUUAAUUUAAAAUUUUAUUUUAGAAUUUAUUAAUCAUCAAUGUUAAGACGCUACUUGAAACAUUCUUGUUUACACCAGUCAAAGAACACAAAAUAAAUUUUUAUAUAUCUAUGUUGCAAAAAAAAAAAAUAUAAA
Messenger RNA from Diuraphis noxia (Russian wheat aphid), 1284 nucleotides. RefSeq names its product ubiquinone biosynthesis protein COQ3, mitochondrial (gene Coq5). Gene Ontology annotation, molecular function: 2-methoxy-6-polyprenyl-1,4-benzoquinol methyltransferase activity. Gene Ontology annotation, biological process: ubiquinone biosynthetic process. NCBI's taxonomy places the organism in Eukaryota, Metazoa, Arthropoda, Insecta, Hemiptera, Aphididae. The record is from RefSeq and is a predicted model, not a curated record.